This is a messenger RNA of Drosophila rhopaloa, 3439 nucleotides long. RefSeq lists its product as uncharacterized. Lineage: Eukaryota; Metazoa; Arthropoda; Insecta; Diptera; Drosophilidae. Gene Ontology annotation, cellular component: neuron projection membrane. The record is from RefSeq and is a predicted model, not a curated record. Gene Ontology annotation, biological process: synapse organization.
GACAUCGACGGUGAACGAAAGGCGAAGACGCGGAAAGGCGCGUGGAAAAUCCAAGAAAAAGUUGAUGGAAAUGUGAGGCCCAAAUACGUGAGGCGCGACAUUUUCCGGACCAGCGGGUGUGUGUGUGUGUUUUUGUGACUCGAGGCAAAAGUAGAUUGUCAUAGAUCAAAGCUCUCAAAGCAAACAAAGUGCGAAUUGAUAGGACGCAAAGUAAAACCGAUAAAGUGAUAGAAAACAGAAUCAAACGAGGAUUGGAAGGAGUGAAAAAGAAGUAGAGCUGCAACACUAAAAAGAGACCGCAAGUCGAGUGGGUCAUCGCAAAAUGUUGACCCUGUGGACGGCACUUUUCUGCUGCCUGACGGGGCUGGCCGUGUGCUACCAGCGGCAGUCGGUGAGCAACAACAAUCACAACAACGCCGAGGCGAAGCCCACCCACGCACCCCCCUCGCACCAUCCCCAUGGCCACAAGUGGAACGAGCCGUACUUUGAUCUCACCAUGCCCAGGAACAUCACAUCGCUGGUGGGCAAAUCCGCAUAUCUGGGCUGUCGUGUCAAGCAUCUGGGCAAUAAGACGGUCGCCUGGAUACGACAUCGCGACCUGCACAUCCUCACAGUGGGCACCUAUACCUACACGACGGAUCAGCGGUUCCAGACCUCCUACCAUCGGGACAUCGACGAGUGGACCCUGCAGAUCAAAUGGGCCCAGCAGCGGGAUGCCGGGGUGUACGAAUGCCAGAUAUCCACGCAGCCCGUGCGCAGCUAUUCGGUCAACCUGAACAUCGUGGAUCUGAUUGACGCCGAGACCAGCGAUAUGAUGCAGCAGUAUUAUAGCGACGACGCCUUCUAUAUAGCCGAGAAUCGGGUGUAUCAGUCCGGCAAUGAUGAGUUCGCCGGCAUGUUCGGACCCAUUCAGACAGUUGCGGUGCCCACGGCCACCAUUUUGGGAGGACCUGAUCUGUAUGUGGACAAGGGCAGCACCAUAAAUCUCACUUGCAUCAUCAAGUUCAGCCCGGAGCCGCCGACCCAUAUCUUCUGGUAUCAUCAGGAUAAGGUUCUCAGCGAGGAGACUUCGGGCGGUCGGCUGAAAUUCAAGACCAUCAAGUCGGAGGAGACCAAAUCCAUUUUGCUCAUUUACGAUGCGGAUCUCCUGCACUCCGGCAAAUACUCGUGUUAUCCUUCGAACACGGAGAUAGCCAGCAUACGCGUCCAUGUCCUUCAGGGCGAGCGACCCGAGGCGAUGCAAACGAACGCGGCACCGGCGGCCGUCGCCCUGGCCUGUUGGUCCUGUCACUUUGGAGAGGCCACGCAGGCGGUCAGGGUAAUUAGCACAAUGGUGGCGGCACUUGUAUUGUUGGAGGCCUGCUCCUCCCUCCUCCUGCAGGGGGGAGGUGUGGGAGCAGGAGCAGGAGCAGGAGGACCCACUCGAAUCAGGAGUGAGAGACAGGAGAAGCCGCGACCAGGCCAACAGGCUGACCCCAAGGAUAUCUCGACGACGUCCGAGGAGCGAGUCAAUAAUGGCAGCCGCAUUGCACGGUGAUAAAUUAAUGUCGCCCAGUUGGAAUUCCACCGCCAAUGCAGCCCCCAAAUGCAGCAGAAAUGAUUUAUAGGCGAACUUACGGGAGCAGCAGCAGCAGCAUCUGAGGUCCUUCCGCCUGAGCUGCAUGUAAUACCUUUCUAAAAACCAACAAAAAAAAAGCAACUAAUUAUGCUAAUGAUGGAAGACGCCGUGCUGAUGGCGCUGCUCCUCCUUCGCAAGUUGUAAGUAAGUGUGUUUCUAAUUAAGUGGGCUGGGGAUUAGUUAGUUAGGCGGAAAUCAGAGCCAUGUACAUAAACUUCUCACGUAAAUUGCCAGCACACUAGCGAACUUAGCUAAAUGGAAAGCAUUUCGAACGAAUCAUCAAAUUAGAGAACUAUAUUAAAGUGGUUUGCUUAUAGAGCCAUGGCUAGGUGUUUAAAGAAAUAUUAAAGUAAAUAAAAUCGAAAAUAUGGAAAAAAGUAUUGAGGAUGUUUUCCAAAAAAAAAUGUAAUUCGAUUUAAAAACCUAAGGUAUAAACUAGUUUGUUUCUAGAAAUGUAAGUAAAGAAUUUAAUUUGUAUAUAGUACUCAGCCACCUUAACUUCUGUUUUUGAAUAUCUACUGAUUCCCAAAAGACCCCUGACUAGAAACUUAAGAAUAUACGUAGCGAAUGUUUACUCAGAUCGUUGUACAUAUUAAAGGGAUUCGUUCUUGAUUUGUGUGUGUUGUGCUUGGGUUACCCUGUAUAGCCUAGAGUUUAAGCAUUGUAAAUAUAUAGACAUACAAAGUAGCUAACUGUUUCGACACGAACUUCUUCGAAGGUUCCUAAACUAAUUUUUGAACAAAUUUACAUGUCCACUUCGCCUCAAUAAUCUAUGGUAACUCGGAGAAUGCAUGAGAAAUUCCUGCCAAAAACACGACUCAGUUCGAAGUGCGACUUUCCGGGCUAACAAUUUAUUUAGAAGAAUUUCUCCAAGUCAUGUGGGCAGUUCCUGUUCCCAUUUACAUGCUCCUCGCAAUGGGUUCAUUGCUCCAGCUCUGCUCGAGCCCAAUGAAAUUUAGAGCUCCCAUUUCAGCAUGUCCGGUUGCAUUUUUACGCCCUGCCCCUCCGGAAAAAAUAGGAGGAAAAAGGGAAGACAGAACUGGCAAGUCACUUUUCACUCUUGUCAACAAAAUAUUUGCAUUUCCAUUUGCCAAGGCGGUCGAAGUCGAAGUCGAAUGUGUUCAGGUUGGGUUUGUCUUGGCGAACUUUGUCCGGUAAAUCGACCCGAGACUCCUUCGUCCUGUGGCACUUUUAAAAAUGUAUGGCCCAUGCCCGGGACAUUGGGAACCCAUUGCCUGUGAGGAGCUGGGUUUAACUGAUCAAAAUUGUAAAUAAACCUGCAUAUAUACCAUAUGAAUAAACUAUAAACUGUACUCAAGUAUUUGUGUGGUAGUCAUACAUUACAUAUUAAAACACACAUAAAAAUGCACACUGACAUCGCGAAUCGGUCAUAUAUAUAUACAUAUAAAUAUAUGGAUUUAUAUACGUACACGAAUGUAUCGAUAUUAAAAAUGUAAACCCAACGCAUGCAAAAUUAGUCGCGACAUGUAAAUGAAUGUUUAAUGGGUAAAUUAAUGUUGCCAUAAGCGAGACAGAAAAAACCAUGAAUAUAAUUGCAAUUAAGCAAAUAAAAUAAUAUAUGUAUGUUAUAAGCAUAAUAAGGGGAAAAAUAGCGAGUAUUAUUACAGAAGCCGAAAAGCAGAAAACGGAAACAAAACCAAAAAAACAAAAAAAAAACCAAACUCUGUUGACUUUUGUUGCAAACAAAAUGGCAACGCAUUAUAAAGAUUAUGAAAUUGUUUUUAAUUUUUAAGCGACGUAGCCACGUAAAUAUGGAAAUCGGUAUGAAAAAUUUCAAUAAAGUUUUUUUAGUUAUUACCA